CGCAGCUGCUCCGCGGGGCGGCGGGGCCGCGGAGCCGCCAUUCUGGGCCUGUCCGCGGGGCGGGCCGGAGCGGGGAGACACGUCCGCGACCAAAGGCUAAGUCUUGAAAACAUGAUUCCUGCAACUGUUCACACUGUCCUGAGUGCUCUAUAUUUAUGCUGCCACAGAAAGAACUGGUUACACUCGGAGGAGAAAAAACACAGGAAACGUCAAGGACUGAAAUGUGCUCGCAGCUAAAGUAUCUUCAUCAUGAAUAGGUACAAAACUAUCAGACAGCUUGGUGAUGGGACCUACGGCUCUGUUCUCCUAGGGAGAAGCAUUGAAUCUGGAGAGCUAAUAGCCAUUAAAAAAAUGAAGAGAAAGUUUUAUUCCUGGGAGGAGUGCAUGAACCUUCGAGAGGUUAAGUCUUUGAAGAAAUUAAACCAUGCCAACGUGGUAAAGCUGAAAGAAGUUAUCAGGGAAAAUGAUCAUCUGUAUUUUGUGUUUGAAUACAUGAAGGAAAAUCUUUAUCAGCUAAUGAAAGAGAGAAACAAACUAUUCCCUGAGUCUACAGUUAGGAAUAUUAUGUAUCAGAUCCUGCAAGGGCUUGCAUUUAUUCAUAAGCAUGGGUUCUUUCACAGGGACUUGAAACCUGAAAACCUGCUUUGCAUGGGACCAGAACUUGUGAAAAUUGCAGAUUUUGGCUUAGCCCGAGAAAUCCGAUCUCGUCCUCCUUACACUGAUUAUGUAUCCACGAGAUGGUACAGGGCUCCUGAAGUACUUCUGAGAUCCACCUGCUAUAGUUCUCCAAUAGAUAUUUGGGCUGUUGGUUGCAUAAUGGCAGAAGUUUACACGCUGAGGCCUCUCUUCCCAGGCGCCAGUGAAAUUGAUACUAUAUUCAAAAUUUGCCAAAUCUUAGGGACACCAAAAAAGAACGACUGGCCUGAAGGCUACCAGCUUUCAGCUUCCAUGAAUUUUCGCUGGCCUCAGUGUGUACCUAACAACCUAAAAACUCUCAUACCUAAUGCUAGCAGUGAAGCGGUGCAGCUCAUGAGAGACAUGCUGCAGUGGGACCCCAAAAAGCGGCCAACAGCUAGUCAGGCACUUCGAUACUCAUACUUCCAGGUUGGGCAUGUCCUGGGCAUUCAGGAACUGGGAAAACAAAAGGAACUGCAUAAUAAAUCAUCUCUGCAUAUUAAGCCUGUCCCUCCAGCACAGCCCCCUCCAAAACCUCAUGCCCGAAUUUCAUCAAGGCCUUUUCAACAAAGCCAGUCUUCUCAGCACGUGGUAUAUGCAUGUAAAACAGACAACUCUGGGGCUGAGCACAGUGACUACUUACAGGAGGACAAAUCUAACCAGGUUCUUCUGCCUGCAAUUCACAAUAAGGUUCCUCAGCAGAAAACAUCUCCUGGGUCUGAGAAUAUAAAUGGUGAACUUAAACCAAAACCUAGGCGAAGAUGGGGACAUCUUCCUAGGACAGUUAAGAGUUCUGAAGACUGGGAUGACUUGGAAGACCUUGAUUUCAGCUCCUCUGUCAUGAGAAUGGACUUGAAAAAUAAGAGGCAGAAUGAUGAAACUCUUUGUAGAUUUGAAAGCAUUUUGGACCUGAAGCCUUUGGAUGCUGUAGGCUCUGGCAGCAGUGCACGAACUUCCCAUGCGACCUUUUUGCGGCAAGACACUCCCACAUUGCGAGUUUCUGCAGCAAAGCAACACUACUUAAACCAUUCUAGGUAUCGACCUGGAAUAAGCACCAGGAAUAACAUAGUCUCCACUUUGAACAAAGAGUCUGUUCCAUCUAAUCACUGGCCCAGUUCUGGUUUGUCUGGGAAAACUUCCGGUUUGGGAGGAAGUACUACCAGCAGGAUGAAUUCAGGGCCCAUAGGAUCAAGUGGUCUAACAAGUGCUUAUGUCCCUUCAUUUCUGAAGAAGGAAGUAGGUUCUGCUGGGCAGAGGGUUCAGUUAGCACCAGUUGUGGAUCCAUCUUCUGAUUUUGCGUCUCUGACAUCAGUCAGACCCCUACUUGGAUGGCCAUCAUUCGGUUCACCUACCAAAAGUUCGCCGAGGUUAAUGCCUUUGCCACCGGCAGCAGAGCCGAUCCAUGGGCGCGUUGACUGGUCUGCGAAGUACGGCGCUCACCGGUGACCUGGGAAAUACCCUCUGACCAGUGCCUGCUUCCCAGGAAGUGGUGGCCAACAUGAGACCAUUUCAUAGUGGUUUAUAUACCUGUACAUUUAAAGGGAGUAGAUCUUCCAUGAAUGAGACAUUUUGAAGGGUUUUUUUACUUACUUGCAUUAAUCUGAAUGCAAUCUUGUACCUUUUUGUAUGAAAAUGUUUUGUUAUAUACUUGAGUCCAGUUAUUUUCAUGCAAGUGAUACAUUUUGUAUAUAAGGCUUAGGGCAUUUGGCAUUUUUAUACAGCAAAUUUUUAUAAGGAACUUUCAAAGAAAUAAAUUUUUUUUAUUAGAUUCAACUUUUUUAUACACGUGGAUAAAAAAACCCAUGGUGCAAUAUUGCAGUGAAAGGAGAAGUACUGAGGAAGGGGCAUUCAUUAGACAUUUUCUGAAGUAUAUGUACUAAUUGAGGCUGUGUAAUUUCAAGUGAUGCCAUGUCUCAGUGCCACACUUUUGUUGUCCUAUGCUCAUAGCUUUAUGCUGACAUCAGAGGAGUGAGUGACUUAACAGUCUUAAACCCUCCUUUGCAGUCACUGAGAAACUGCUGAAAGAUAGUGGGAGGCACCUUUUUUUUUUUUAAUUUAUUUUUGCCUUUAAAAGGGUUUUUGUUGGACUGCUAUUCAAAUUUACCAAAUCUGAGGACUCUUGUUUGGUGAGGGGUAAAUUCUCUUCUGUACAUCUGUUUUCUGACACAGUGUUCCUUUUUCCUGCUCAAAAGUUGUUCUUUGGCAUUGUUCACUAUGAAAUAGAAUAUGGACCUACCUCUGUUAAAUUAAUGUAAAUGGUCUAAUGAUUUCUAAGGAGAAAAAGCAGAUUCUAUUUCUUCUUUUUCUUUUGUUGCGAUUGUUAGUUCUGAAGACAUAUUAAAGACCAUAUUAACAAUUAAUAAAUCAAUAACAUUAAUAAAACUGG
This is a messenger RNA of Pseudopodoces humilis (Tibetan ground-tit), 3061 nucleotides long. It is a transcript of the gene CILK1, whose product is annotated as ciliogenesis associated kinase 1. The record is from RefSeq and is a predicted model, not a curated record. Gene Ontology annotation, molecular function: ATP binding; protein kinase activity. Gene Ontology annotation, biological process: protein phosphorylation. Lineage: Eukaryota; Metazoa; Chordata; Aves; Passeriformes; Paridae.